Phytomonas sp. Hart1 is the source of this 300-nucleotide messenger RNA. NCBI's taxonomy places the organism in Eukaryota, Euglenozoa, Kinetoplastea, Trypanosomatida, Trypanosomatidae. The record is from the annotation of a GenBank genome assembly.
AUGCGCUCUAUCUGUGCGGACGUGCAGUGUGACAAGGGCACCUCGAAGUAUCAGGUGCGUGUGAAGGGUGCGACUGAUUUCGUGGAUUGCCCACCCGGAAGCACUCUUGUGCUCUCGAAGUACGGUACAGAGUUUAACUCUGGCGCGAUCGAGUGUCCGCCAUAUGAGGAGGUGUGCAACAUAAACUAUUACCGAAGCGUGACCCAUCACAUCCCCGCAUCCGGUACGACUAACAUCGCGUACCACUUCACUUACACGCUUGUGGCGGCCCUGGCUGUUCUGAUUGUCCUUGCCGAAUGA